This is a messenger RNA of Linum trigynum, 1920 nucleotides long. Lineage: Eukaryota; Viridiplantae; Streptophyta; Magnoliopsida; Malpighiales; Linaceae. The record is from the annotation of a GenBank genome assembly.
AAUUUACUGCAAGUAUGCAUUGCUGAAAGCUGAGAUCGCAUGUUUGACUAACUAGACACAGUGACAUUUAACUGCCUGAACAAAAAUAACGGCGUUAUUUUGCUUUUUGCAUUGUGCUUGCUUUUCAUCAUCGCCACGGCCACCCACCAUUGGCUUGUUUAUGUUCUUUUCCCUCUCCUCCCUCGCUUUCUCUCGCACCAAAAAAAAAAAAAGAAAGAAAGCAAUGCUUAUUUGAUGAUCCUGGCUAAACCUACGCAAAGCUUGACUGCAAGCUCCGUCCAUCACCUCGGAAAGAAGAGCAAUGGCCAGCCUAGGAUCAGCUUUCAGCCGAUUCCUUUCUCUAUUCAUUCUCCUCCUCCACCUCGGCUGCUUCGUUUUCCUCCCCAAAGACCGAGAUCCCUCCUCCCGCCAUCCUCCACCCACCUCAAGGUCAAGGAAGCGCAAAACCACUUCACCCCUCGCCGGCGACCACUCCCCUCCGCCGGCUCCUCGCCUGAGACAAUCCACCACCGCUACCAAAGCCCUCGUCUCCUCCUGGUCAUACAUCAAACGCGUAUUCUCCUGCAAACCCACAAAUCCCCUGCCUCCGCCUCCCCCACUUUCCCCUGUCCUCACCUCCGCCAGAUCGUCCCAGAAAUCAAUCGUCUCCAUGAUCGCUCCCGACCAAAUCAUCAAUUCGUUCCCGGAAGAAGACGGUGCGACAAAUCCUCCUCUCCCGCCGCAAGAAUCGGACAUCUCCACCGCCGACCAUCAUUUCCCGCUCCGAAACGACAUCUUCCCCUGCACCGCCUGCGGCGAGAUUCUCCCCAAGCCGGGCCUCCUCGAGCAGCACCUCGCCGUCAAGCACGCCGUCUCCGAGCUCCGCGACGGCGACUCCGGGAACAACAUCGUCCGGAUCAUAUUCAAGGCCGGGUGGUCUUGCAAGGACAAAACCCCUGAAAUCCGCCGGAUCCUCAAGAUCCACAACAGCCCCAAGAUCCUGACCCGGUUCGAGGAGUACAGGGAGUUCGUCAAAUCCAAGGCCUCCAAAAUCGGAGGAGAAGGGCGGAGGAGGGACGAGCGGUGCAUAGCCGACGGGAACGAGCUGCUGAGGUUCCACUGCGCUACUUUCGUCUGCGAUUUGGGGCUAAACGGCGGGUUCGGGUUCGGGUCGGGUUUCAGCAGCAGCAGCAGCAGCAGCCUCUGCAACCAGCAGUACUGCAGCGUAUGCGGGAUAAUCAAGUCCGGAUUCUCGCCGAAGAUGGACGGGAUAUCGACGCUUUCCACCAGCUGGCGGGCGCACGCGGCGAUUCCGGAGGAGAUCGAGGAGGAGUUCCAGUUCAUGAAUGUGAAGCGGGCGAUGCUGGUCUGCCGGGUCAUCGCGGGCCGGGUCGGGUCGGAGAUGGAGGAGGAGGAGGAGGAGGUGGACAAGGAUGGCGGCGGGUUCGAUUCCUUGAUGGGGAGAGGAGUCGGCGGCGGCGGCGGGGAUGAUGGUGGUGGGCUCCAUCAUGCCAAGCUGGACGAAGAGGAGCUGUUGGUUUUUAAUCCGAAGGCUGUGCUUCCUUGCUUUGUGAUUGUAUAUACCGUGUGAGCGUGAGAACGGCUGUAUGCUAUGAUUUUUUGUGCUGUUAUUUAUUAUUUAGUUUAUUUUUGAUUUGGCUUAAUGAUGAUGCUUUGUUGGACAUGUUGAGUUGAGAGACAGGAGGGAUGGGCUUUGUUUGGCUUUUUUGGGUUAAAUUAUUACGGGGGAGGGCCCAAAACAAAAGUGGUCACUUUGUAUAAUGCCUUCUAUAAGUGAGUGAGUCGAAUGUCACUAUUGUUGUGAUUAUAGUGUUGAAUUAGGAGUUGGCAUGCUCAUCUUUUUUUGCGUUGGUUUGCUGCUUUUUCUUAUAGCCCUUUCGGUUCCAGGCUGUGAGUUUGCGAUAAAUUAUAGUGGAUUAU